Molecule: messenger RNA, 585 nt
Organism: Periconia digitata
Lineage: Eukaryota; Fungi; Ascomycota; Dothideomycetes; Pleosporales; Periconiaceae
Source: the annotation of a GenBank genome assembly
AACCUGUCGCGACGACUUCUCUUGCUCACGAGUGAUAGCUACAUAGAUAUUAGUACGGCCGCCGCCCUGCUGUUCUCGGGAAAUGCAUCUUCCAAUCCUUCUUGGACCGGCGUCAUGCAGUGCCACCAUGGCCGUGUCCUUUCGGGAGGGCCGCUGCAGCGGAUACGCGGAAGCCCGUAUACGGGUUCUGGCUUCGGCUUUUGCUUUUCUGUACACAGGCUCGCACGUAUGCUGCUGGCUGCAACCCGAGCAUAUCAAGGUCAUUGUUCCAAACCGUCCGACAAUGAGCGCAUCCAUCAUCCAGGUUAUGCAAAUGGCCACGGACGGCGGAAUCAACCGCGCACGAUCUGCAAACUGCGAACACGUUGUGCCAAAAGUAGAGCAGGGGGACAGGGGAUGAGUAUUGGAAGACCCCCUGAGCCUGCCCAUCCUUCACUACGGGACCCGGGGCCGCACUGUUCAUGCUGGGGGUCCAUUCUCGAUUUGCACUGGGUGCGGCCCGUACGAAGUCGUAGACGUGUGUUGGUGGAUAAUUUGUCGAGUUAUUUUCCGUCGUCGUCCUCCCUUGUUAUUGCCCGUCCAUGA